CAUUCACUAAGGGAGCAAAACCAUGGGAGUUGCCUUGCGCUUGGCUGUUGGAAUAAUGGGAAAUGCGACUUCUUUGCUUCUAUUUGCAGCACCCAUAUUAACUUUCAGAAGGGUGAUAAGGAAGAGAAGCACUGAGGAGUACUCAUGUAUACCUUACAUUGUUGCUUUGUUCAACUGUUUCCUAUACACAUGGUAUGGUUUGCCUGUGGUAAGCUACAAGUGGGAAAAUUUCCCACUUGUCACCAUUAAUGGCCUUGGAGUUCUUAUGGAGUCCACCUUUAUACUCAUAUACUUUUGGUUUGCUUCCGCAAAGGGCAAGAAGGUGGUUGCUUUGGUAGCGGUACCUGUGAUAACGGGAAUUUGCAUCACCGCAUUAGUAUCAACAUUUGCAUUACAUAGCCAUCGUCAGCGCAAGGUGUUUGUUGGGAGUGUUGGACUUGUGGCCUCUGUUGCCAUGUACGGCUCUCCACUGGUUGCUGUGAAGCAAGUGAUAAAGACGAAGAGUGUGGAAUUCAUGCCGUUCUCCUUAUCCCUCUUCUCAUUCCUGGCUAGCUCACUCUGGAUGGCAUAUGGUCUACUAAGUCAUGAUCUUUUCCUUGCGUGUCCGAACCUCAUUGGAAGCCCAUUGGGUCUCUUCCAGUUGAUACUUUACUGCAUGUACCGUAAGAAAGGAAUCAUAGCAGAAGCAAGCAAGAUGGACAUAGAAACCAAUGGAGUGGAAGUCAAAACUCUUCCCCAACCUGCAAUCAAUAUUACCAAAAAUGGAAAGGUCUAA
Molecule: messenger RNA, 775 nt
Organism: Telopea speciosissima
Lineage: Eukaryota; Viridiplantae; Streptophyta; Magnoliopsida; Proteales; Proteaceae
Product: bidirectional sugar transporter SWEET3
Exons: 6
Coding region: 23-775 (250 amino acids)
Biological process (GO): carbohydrate transport
Cellular component (GO): membrane
Molecular function (GO): sugar transmembrane transporter activity
Source: RefSeq, a predicted model, not a curated record